AUGUCUCACUUGGCACAAUAUGCUUCUGAAGAGUGCAAGGAAAAGGAAAUCUGCCACAAUAAGCAACAGAGUGAUGCUGUGAUUCAGAAACCUAUGGGUAUGGAGAUGAUAAGCAAUUGUCCAUUUGGAAAUCACAUUGGCUUAUCUGCUCAAGAAAUCCCAUGCUCUAAAAAUAAAAAUAUUCAAUAUUUGAAAAGUAUUUCUUUCACUAAUCCCAACUUUAUGAACAUAAGAAACCACAAAGUAGAGAAAACUAAUAAGCAUGACAAUUGUGGGAAAAGGCUCAAUUAUACCUCAAAACCAGAUAUUCAUAAAAAAUUCUCCACUGAAGAUAAGAUUCAUGUAUGUGAUGAGUGUGGGAAGAGUUUCAACUGGAAGAAAAGUCUACUUAUUCAUCAGAGAGUCCACACAGGAGAAAAACCAUAUAUAUGUGAUACAUGUGGGAAAAGUUUCAGUCAGAAGAACAGUUUAUUUGAUCAUUUCAGAGUCCACACAGGAGAGAAACCAUAUACAUGUGAUGAGUGUGGGAAGAGUUUCAGUCAGAAAAUAAAUCUAAUUACUCAUCAUAGAGUCCAUACAGGAGAGAAACCUUACAUAUGUGAUGAGUGUGAGAAGAGUUUCAGUCAUAAAUCAAGUUUAGUUGAUCAUUGCAGAGUACAUAAGGGAGAGAAACCAUACCUCUGUGAUGAGUGUGGGAAGAGUUUCAGGCAUAGCAAAAGUCUAGUUGGUCAUCACAAAAUCCACACAGGAGAUACACCAUACAUAUGUGAUGAGUGUGGGAAGAGUUUCAUUUGGAAGAAAAGUCUACUUAUUCAUCACAGAGUCCACACAGGAGAGAAACCAUAUGUUUGUGAUGAGUGUGGGAAGAGUUUCAGUCAGAAGAUAAGUCUAAUCACUCAUCACACAGUACAUACAAGAGAGAAACUAUAUAUAUGUGAUGAGUGUGGGAAGAGUUUCAGUUAUAAGGCAAGUCUAUUUGUUCAUCGCAGAGCCCAUACGGGAGAGAAACCAUACAUAUGUGAUGAGUGUGGGAAGAAUUUCAACUGGAAGAAAAAUCUACUUAUUCAUCAGAGAGUCCACACAGGGGAGAAACCACAUACUUGUGAUCAGUAUGAGAAAAGCUUCAGCAAGAAAACCAUUUAUUUAAUCAUUAUAGAGUCCACCCAUAUACAUGUGAUGAGUGUGGGAAGAGUUUCAGGCAUAAAAAAUGUCUAG
Messenger RNA from Phascolarctos cinereus (koala), 1215 nucleotides. Lineage: Eukaryota; Metazoa; Chordata; Mammalia; Diprotodontia; Phascolarctidae. The record is from RefSeq and is a predicted model, not a curated record.